GUUUGCACUUGAUUGCUAUUAUCCUGGUACUAUGCAGCGCAGCCUUGCCUUGCCUUUUUGAUGCAAUGGUUGCGAUAUCGAUCUCAUUUGGAAUACUUAAGCAGUGUCAUGGACAUAGGGACCCUGAGCAGCAGUGCUGGUGUAUUCCAUCAUUAUGGCGCCCCAGGAUAAUGUUGGAAGAAUUCCCAAGAAUGCGUUCAUUGCCUCCAUUUCCGCCCUCCUAGCGCUUGCAUUGCUAGGGGUUCUGAUGCGAUUUAAUAUCAGGUUUCGCUUGCAGAAGCAGAAGCUGAAACUUGAUGACGUCCUCCUUCUUGUGGCGGUCGCGUUCUUACUCCUCAGCAUUAUUAUCAUGUAUCGAGCGGUUAUAAGUCCGAUGUACAUGGUAAUGGCGAUGGAGCUAAGGCUUGAGGGUGUAGUUCCUCCGCCGGACAUAGAAGACAUAAGCCAGAAGUAUCACAUGUGGAGUAGUAUCUGCCUAACAACUACCUGGUGCGCUUUCAGCGCCGUAAAGCUGAGCUUUCUUGUCUUCUUCAAAAGAUUGAUUGACAGAAUCCCGCGCUGGCAGAUCUACUGGUGGGUUAUUACCAUUUUUACAAUCAGUACCCUGGCCUAUGGAGUCACGGUCUAUUUCAUUGGUUGUCCUUAUUUCUUCGAUGCGAGGGAAGCGGAGUGUUCUUCUGGGCACCGUAAACGGAUUAUCUUAAUACAGUCCGUUCUGUUGAUGGUACUGGACACGAUCGGUGAUUUACUAAGUAUGCGUCCCAGUAUUAAUCCAUUUCUGGUUAUCCCAAUCGGCAUAAUCUGGAAGAUUCAAGUCGUAUGGUCCCAGAAGAUAAUCCUAACAUGCUCACUAUGUUUGACGGUUAUUAUGAUCAUCCUUUCUAUCGUCCGUGUAUCUGGGCUUGUCUACCGCGGCUUCAUUGAUUCGAUCUGGGAAACAUACUGGCAGUUCUUAAGCGCCGAAGUCGGAGUAUUUUUGGCCGCAUCCAUCGCUUUUCGCUCCUUUUUCACAGCUCGCAGCAAUUCCCGACCCACACCCCACUACUCAGUCAAAAGGCUUCUCAAGGAAUCCAUAACUGGAGAGCCCACAUAUCGGCAGCGAAAUAAUCCUUCCAACAUGUGGCUCGAAGGGUCGUUUUCUGAGUUACAACCCCUUUCACAGAAUAACAGGGCAGGCAAUAUUACACGACAUCGGAAUGUUCUUUCUCGUGCAGAGUCUGAAGACCAAAUUGCAAUAGAGGCGCAAAUGCGCACGGGCCACUGGGUUGGACUCAGCGGGUUCCUUUGUUUGCCUUUCGACCAAACAGGACUGGCUGAUAUCGCCCCUGCAUCCAGCUGA
Molecule: messenger RNA, 1339 nt
Organism: Aspergillus steynii IBT 23096
Lineage: Eukaryota; Fungi; Ascomycota; Eurotiomycetes; Eurotiales; Aspergillaceae
Exons: 5
Coding region: 155-1339 (394 amino acids)
Source: RefSeq, a predicted model, not a curated record